AUGCCCCAUACGCGCUCGCAAGGACCGCCGCCGUUGCCGUUUGCACUCAAGUCUUCCUUCUCGUCUUCUACGUCCGAGGUACGUGCUUCUAACUCUACUUCAUUUUCACAGUCCACCCCAGCUUUCGAUUUUACACCAAAGUCUUCACCCCACAAUUCCCCACCACCCACCCGCCCACCUAGUCCACCAGCCGUAGCUCACAUGGCCCGUAGGACAGUUUACGACCAGGCUACCACCGGCUUCGCCGGUGGUAAUUCCCCUAUCACCCUUCCCGAGAUCCCGAACGAUCGGUCUUGGCAGAUUCCAUCCUACAUUAUGACCGCCAUCACCAAUUCCUGCCAGUUCCAUGGUCGUGACGACGAGGAUGCUCCCGCUCAUAUCAAUCGCAUCACUCGUCUCUGCAGCACCUUCUCCAUUGAGGGUGUCAAUCUUGAUGCUAGGUAUCUUCAGGUUUUUCCGUUCUCACUUGCUGGACGCGCAGCCGUCUGGUUCGAUUCUCAGCCCGCUGGCACUUUCACUACUUGGGCAGGCCUUCGCGAUGCAUUCUUAGCCAAGUAUUUUCCGCCAGCCAAGGCAUCUCGCCUUCGUGACCAGAUCCACUCAUUUCGUAUGGAGCCAGAUGAGCCUUAUCACUUAGCUUGGGAGCGUUUUCAGACCCUGAUUACCCGUUGUUCUCAGCAUGGUCUAUCUGACUGGGGGUUAGUAGAGAAGUUCUACAAUGGACUUGCUCCUGAGAUUAGAGCUCGUUUCGAUACUUCAGCAGGAGGUCAGCUUAUGGGAAAGAAGACAGUGGCGGAGUGCAAUGAUUUGUUUGAGAGUUUUGCCCACUCCGAUAUGGACUACAGUACUACCAGCAGGACUUCCAUUCCUGUGCGUACCACCUCGGCCGGUCGAGGGGUAAACCAAGUUAGCUUGGAUUCAUCGGUAGCUGCUGCAGUCGAGAGAGCGAAGGAGGAGCUGAGGCAAGAGAUGAGGCAGGAGUUGAGUGAGAUAAAGAAGAAAGUCGAUAGGUGUGAGGUUUGUCGAGGAGGACAUGAUACUAUAGAUUGUCCUACGAUCACUCUUGAGCAGGUAGAGUACAUAGCCGGUCAGUCUAGGGGUCCCACGAAUCCGUUCAAUAAUUCUAAUUCCAACUGGCGCGGUAGUGGUAACUCGAGUGGUUAUCGUUCGUCUGGAAAUCCUCCUGGAUUUCCAUCUGGUCAGUAUCAGAGUAGAGGGCCCGGUAUUUACACGAAUUCUGGUUCAGGGCAGUUUAGUGGGUCAGGUUCGAGUGGUCAGUUUAUGAGUGGAGGACCGACUCAGGAGAGUCAGGGCAGUGGGAAGGCUCCUGAGGUUAGUACGAACAGGUUGGAGGAGAUGUUCGCCCAGAUGAUGACGCGGACCGAUGCGUUCAUGAAAAAUCAGGAGCAAAUUAAUAAAAACAACGAGCUCCAGUUCAAGAAUCAGCAGGCCGCCCUCCUCGAUCUUCAGAGGACAGUAGGCGGGCUUGCUAAGCAGUUACAGGAGCACCCACCGGGUCAGUUUUCGGGAAACACUUUCCCGAAUCCCGCGAAUCAGUCAGCGAAGGCAAUUACGACCCGUAGUGGGAAGAGUUUGGGAGAGGUAGUGAGAGAAAGAGAGGUUGAAGAGGUAGAAGAGGAGGUCGAUGAGGAGAUCGAGAUGGAGGCUCCAGGCAAGUCUAUGCCUAAAUACGCGAAAUUCCACAAAGAUCUUUUGAAGCGUAAGGAGAGAAUCGGUGAGCUUUCGAAUAUUCCAUUGACAGGAGGUUGUUCCGCGGUAGUCUUGAAUAAGCUACCAGAGAAGUUGACCGACCCUGGCACAUUCACGAUUCCAUGUUUCUUUGGGGGAGCCGUUACCCCUGCUCACGCCUUAGCCGAUUUAGGGGCCAGCAUCAAUCUGAUGCCAUUCUCGUUGUAUGAGCGACUUGGUCUAGGAGAGCUUACACCCACGCGCAUGUCAUUGUCUUUGGCUGACCGAUCAGUCAAGUAUCCUCGCGGGAUAGUAGAGAAUUUGUUGGUGAAGGUUGAUAGGUUUGUGUUCCCAGUAGAUUUCGUUGUGCUCGAUAUGGAGGCCGAUGAGAGAGUUCCUAUUAUUCUAGGCCGUCCAUUCCUUCGAACCGCAAAGGCGAUCAUCGACGUCUUUGACGGUAAGAUUUCUCUUCGUGCGGGUGACAUUGUCACAUUCGAGAUUGAUAUAGCGAUGCAGCAUCCUAGCGGCCGUGAUGAUGAUGUUGGGCCGUGUCAUUCCGUUUACUUUCUCAGUUCAUUCAUAUCUUGUGUCGACACGUGUCUCGAGUAUAUUAGUGGAGCUGAUUUAGUAGGCGAGGGAGUUGUUGGCGAGCAUUCUGAGGAUGAGGUAGAUGAGUUAGAUGAGGUAGAGGAGGAGCAGUUAGAUGAGAGCGAUGAGUUGAGUGCUGAACCUUUAGAGCUCGAUGCGAUUAGUGAUGAGAGUCCCCGUAGAGAUUCCACCGCCUUUAGAACUUAA
Messenger RNA from Helianthus annuus (common sunflower), 2484 nucleotides. RefSeq lists its product as uncharacterized. The record is from RefSeq and is a predicted model, not a curated record. NCBI's taxonomy places the organism in Eukaryota, Viridiplantae, Streptophyta, Magnoliopsida, Asterales, Asteraceae. Bases 1 to 2484 code for a protein of 827 amino acids. The transcript is spliced from 2 exons.